Gadus macrocephalus (Pacific cod) is the source of this 2816-nucleotide messenger RNA. It is a transcript of the gene rsph10b, whose product is annotated as radial spoke head 10 homolog B. The coding region runs from base 81 to 2684 and encodes 867 amino acids. NCBI's taxonomy places the organism in Eukaryota, Metazoa, Chordata, Actinopteri, Gadiformes, Gadidae. The transcript is spliced from 20 exons. The record is from RefSeq and is a predicted model, not a curated record.
CUUUUUAGUUUGCCUUGGUUGCUAUGGAGAUUGUGUCAAUGCUUACUGAGCGUGAGUGAGUAGAACAUCGAUACUACAAAAUGGCAAAAGGGGAGAGGAAGAAUAAAACCAGAAAAACAUCCGACGCAACAGAAAAUAAAAUAUUGAUCGACUCUCCGGCUCCUUCCGUGUCGGAGUCCCCAGGUGUUGUUUUAACAACGUCUGAGUUGCCGCAGGAUCAACACGUCGAGGAUCAACCGCACACGGACGAAAUACAUGAACCUCCUGCCGUUUCUGAUAUUAUCGUUCAGAGGUAUGAAGGGGAAACGUACAAAAACAAAAUGCAUGGAGAGGGUGUUGCACAUUUCCAAGGUGGUCAUGUGUACAAGGGUACAUUUUCCGAGGGUCUCAUUCAAGGAUAUGGUCUCUUCACGUGGUCAGAUGGAGUGAAAUAUGAGGGCCAGUUUGAAGCCAACGUGCCCAUGGGCCAUGGAAAGUACACCUGGCUGGACGGCAGUUCCUACGAGGGUGAUAUUUACAACGCCAUACGUCAUGGGAUCGGAGCCCACCGAUGUGCCAACACGCCUCUUCUGUACAGAGGCCAGUGGCAUCGUGGGAAAAGACAUGGCAAGGGUGUGGUCUAUUACAACCAGGCAGAGACCUCCUGGUACGAUGGUCACUGGAAGGGGAACAAGAGAGAAGGUUGGGGAGCGAGACGUUAUCCUUCUGGCAACCUGUAUGAGGGGGAGUGGCGGGACAAUGCCAGGCAUGGGGAAGGCACCAUGAAGUGGCUGACCCUGGGGGAGCAAUACGUUGGGACGUGGAGCAACGGUGUUCAGCACGGCCAGGGCACCCACACCUGGUUUGUUUGGCGGGUGCCUGGGUCCCAGUACCCCAGGAGGAACGAGUACCAGGGGGCCUUUGUCCUGGGGCAGAGGCACGGCCAGGGCACCUUCUUCUACGCCAGUGGGGAGUGUUACCAAGGAGAGUGGAGGAAAAACGAAAAACAUGGACGGGGAAAGUUCACUUUUACUAACGGCCGCAGCGUUGAAAGAGAGUUUGUGGACGACCACAUGCUGGAGUUUCCUCAGUGGGGUCUGGACGGUUCGACCAGCCCCCAUCCUGACCACCCCCCCCGUGGCGGACCGACCCACCGGCUACCUGGCCAGGGCUUUUCCUCCAUGCUAGGCCCGUACAUGGAGCUCAACAUCGACUUCCUGCUGGAGAAAUUCCCCGCGAGCAUCAGGCCCUCAGAACACAAACAGGUGGAGUUUGUGGUGCUCAGGCACGUAUCGGAGCUCAGGUCCAUCUACAGCUUCUACAGCAGCCUGGGCCACGCUGAGUCGCCCGACAACGUGUUCCUGCUGUCACGCCUUCAGUACUGGCGCCUGCUCCUGGACUGUAAGGUCCACCACCACGGCUCCUCUCUGGCUCAGCUGGACCGCCUAGUGCCAGGGGAAUUGCUCUCUCCCUACACUGGCAUCCUGCUCCCCAUUCUCAUCAGCUCUCUGGUGUCCAUAGCCUACCACACCUUUCACCAGGCCCUGGGGUCUCGGAAGAACAUUUUAGCUGAGUGCUUCUCCAAACUCAUGCAAGACAACAUUCUUCCUAAUGCAAAGAUUGUUAAAGGUUUUUUGUUCAGCAAUGUGGAACGAGUUCACAUUGCUAUGCGCUACAUGGAGAACUGCUGGAGGAUCUAUCAGGCUAUGAGUAAGGACAGCCCCACGGCCUCCCCCGGCCUCACCAUGACCUGCCGGCAGCUGCUGUUGAUGUUUAAGGAUCUCAAGAUGUUGGACACUAAACUGACCGCGAGGAAGCUACUGGAGGUUUAUACUGCAGUGAAUCAGGACCCCAGCAACCUGUCCUACUGCAACAUGGAGCAAGAGGUUACGUUCCUGGAGUUCUUCGAGGUGCUCCUUGGUUGUGCCGAGGUGAAGCGGGACGAGGAGGCUAGAGACCAGCCACCUCAGCCCGGCCCGGACAGCGGCCCUCCCAACCAGAGGGCCUCUCUAGCAGGGGACAGCCCCCCACCGACAACCGCCCACCUCUCCCAGACGGAUGCAGCAAAAGUCAAAUGUCUGGAGGGCACUGAAGAGUCCAGCUCCAAGUCAGAGAUGGAGAAAUCGAUGGAGGCUCUGAAUUCCUCCAAUUUUGAGAAAUCUGAAGUCGGUGUCAAGGAUCACACGACGGAUCUUUCAACAGUUAGCGAACUCAGUGUCCAGCAGGGGACUCACCCAGACGACCAGGUGUCCUCGGCGUGCGUCAGUGUGUCCAUGCAGCAGGCCUCUGCACCGGAGUGCGAAAGCUUCCCUUUGAACCCUAGCGAGGCCACUAGACAGACCGGGGUCGUUGAGAAGGAGGCAGAGGAGAGUGAGCUGGACAUGUGGAUUCAGAGGACACACCUGUUCUUCAGCCAGCUGUUUUUCCCUGCCUAUGAGCACUGCCAGCGCCUGGACCAGGAGGUACAGGACGAGAGGUGUCGCCAGAAGGCCCAGCAACGCAUCGCCUUGGCCAAGGCCCAAGAGAGGGCCAGGCAAAUAAAGGAGCUCAAGGCAGAAGAGGAGGAGAGAAGGCGAAGGGAGGAAGAGAAGAGACGAAGGGAGGAAGAGGAGGACGAGUUGACCGGCCCCUCCCCAGGGGCCCUGACCCCAGUGGGCUCCAGCUCGUCUCUGGCUCCCACAGCCACAGGCAAGAAGAACAAGUAGCUCAUAUCCAAAGAGGCUCUUUAGUUAUAUUUCCUCUGUGUCUAAUUCUAUGCACCAUGUUUCCCCUGCGAUGAAAUAGGAAAAAUAUGGUGGCAUAUCACAAAAUAAAUAUAGACCAUUGAUCACUCCGUU